AUGCCUCUUACUACCCGCUCUGGGCGUCAGCCAAAAGCGCCACUUCGAGCCGACAAUGAUGGCAACCAAGCACGUUCCCGCCCUGGUCCAAAGUCGGCCAACGCCAAUAUACCUCGCCCUCGCCCUAAGCCUCGUGCCCUGGCAAGGUCCGCACGUACUGACCCUAUGACAUCAUCUGCUGAGGAAGAAAUUUUCUUUUCCAAUUUCGCCAGGCGCUCAUUCGUCAGGAACAAGUCCAAUGGCGCGAGUGAGGAUCCCGAGGCACAGUUACCUGACAAUGGCACAGAUAAUGAUACACCGCUAGCUAGUGUCAAGCACGACGGUGCUGUUCUCGACAAUGAGAGUGACACGGGUACAGUUCUAUCCAAUGGUGAAUGUAAUGGUCCUGCAGCGACGAAUGAAAGGGAGACAACAACCGCUCUGUCCGACAGUGAAAUUGGCAAUCCUGGAGCGACAAAUGAACCAGAUGAGACUGGGGCUCAGUCCGACGGUGAGCACAGCAGUACCAUAGCAACGAACAACCGGGUCAAUUCUGCAGUUCCGUCCUCAAAUGAACGCGAUGGUAAUGCAGCGGUGAAUGAAAGGGUCAUGAACGCAUCUCCAUCCAACGGUGACAGCGUGAUUCAAACAAACGAAAGGGAGAAAACCGCAGUCAUUCGCCCGCGCAGAUCAGGUGCUCAAAAGUCAUACUUUCCUUCCCACGAGGGGAAAUCCACAGAGAGCUCUGGUUCUGAUAGCGAUUGGGCUGAAACAGAAGAGCGACGCAAGAAGGCAGAAUCCCGUGCAGAGUCCCCCAGACUGUCUGCAGAGGGACAGCAGAAGGGACAAGCAGUGGCAGAGGCACCCGACCAUGAUGAUGAUUCCGAGGGCUGCGACGAAGAAGACAGGCUUGAAGAAGGCGACGAGACCACACAUAAAGCAGGCAGACUAUCUAAGGAAGCCAUUUUGGCAGUGCAUGAUUUUGGGAAGAGGGUCCAGGCGGAAGCGACCGAAAUUGGCGAACGGUUUGGGAAACAUCGGCAGGUCAUUCUGACGGAGGCAGGAUUAGCGAGGAAAGCAACUCGCAAGGAGUCCAUUUGGAACCAGCAUCAAGCCUGGUUUAAAACUGUGCUGCACCCGUCCAAAGCAGCGAGCUUGCAGGCAUGGAAAGCCAAGCAAGCUGAGCAUUAUCACGCCCACUCAUACAAGGACCCUAAGAACGCGGCUCUAUGGAAGCAGAUCCGAGAGCAUUUUGAUCAUGCGAUUGCCACUCCUGACGAUCUAUCCUCUCGCGAAUCAUGCAGUCUUAUGAUGGCAGUUCGUGAGAUGUUUGCAAAAUCGGCUUUGUACUGGCACCGCACAUAUGGAAUUCAUGUCGCUGGUAUUGUUAUUUAUCCAGGUGAUGAGGAAUCUGGCCGCCAGGCCUCCGGUUUUUUUGCGGGGUCAGAUAUUGUAAAGGCCCUCAUUGAUGCUCAACGGGUAGAUGCCAAGCAUAUGAUAGAUGAGAUCACGACAAUCCUCAAGUACAAGGACUUAGAAGCUGCGCAAGCAGCAGGCAAGAAUAUUAAAUUUCUUCCGCCGCCUGCCCCAGCCUCCAACGCCUCGCUUCUACGCAACGGUAAAUCUGACAGGGAUAGAAAUCGCAUGGUUGCACCUGUGGUUAUCAGCGAAGCAUUCGCUGAUGCUGGUCAUGCAUUAAAGACUUCGAAUAGUCGAUGGAUGACAAUGCUUGACGUCCUAUACUCGACAAGGUUAUGUAUUCAUGACUGGCCCGCAGGAGUUCUGCCCCCUGGCCCUGAUUUCGACCUCAAAUCGCUGUCCGCAAGUCAGUUGCGUGCCCUUGUGGGUCCGUAUCUGAGGAUCCAUCUUGGUGAUACGUAUGAGGCUGAGUUGGGCCGAGAUGAGGAUGAGGAUGACAGCGAUGCAGAGAAAGCGAAGAUGGCCAAGCGGAAAGGCAAGUCCAAGAAGUCUGAUGAGCAUCGACGAACAAAGGGCGCGGUUGUGGAGGUGCCUGAUGUUCUCUUGUCUAUCCAGGAUUGGAGUCCUCUUCAGAUGCAAGACCUCACCUCGUACACUGGCGAGGUGUACACAAUCCCUCUCGUCAUUGAUACAGAUGGUGUCAUCUUACGUCGUCUCAAAGAUUCAGAGAAAUUUAUCAAGGACCUCCCUCCCCACGUUACUCGCAAGCAACUAGGCAAGACGAUUCGUGAAGAGUAUCCGACCUCAGAUGCAAGUGCAGAGCACUCGUUCCCAGAGGCUUCGCAUCCUAACUUGGGAAAUUCACGGUCCAAUUCAAGAGCUUUGCACUCACACCAGCAGGUUUCGCGUACACAUGUUACAACUCCACGCGCCAACUCGAGGGCUCCGCGCUCUAAUCUUGGAGCUCCAAGGGCUACGCGCCCCCCCAACUCUGGGGCUUCGCGCUCAAACCAAGGGGCUUCGCGCUCAAAUCAAGGGGCUUCGCGCUCAAACCAAGGGGCUUCGCGCUCCACUGCUGGGGCUUUGCGCUCCACUGCUGGGGCUUUGCGCUCUACUGCUGGGGCUUUGCUCCAAUCAACCGAUUAUGACGAUAUCCCACCAUCAUCUCCUUUUUCGCCUGCUACGCCUCGAGGUUCAAAUACAGCCCAUGGACGACACCAGUACAACCGCCUGCAUGAAGACAUCCGCCAUUCAUUCGGCUCUAAGUCAGACACUCGGAAACGACCUCGUGGUGAUUACGAAACUAUAAGUGAGGUCGACGAAAUCGAGACUGGCAUGGUGGAGGAUAGGCGUUUGGCCAGGAUGCACGACAGGACAAGCGUGGAUCAAAGGUCCACUCGUGGUCAUCAGCGUAAGCCAAUUGCUGGUGCUCCAUCAAUGGCACAUUCAGGAGCCGUCACAAAUAACAACACUGCGCGCUUAGCAUCUCGUUCGUCAGUGGUACCCUAUGCUGAUCGCUCGCCUUCACGCCAGCACGGCCGUCGAGUUCCUGUCGAAGCUGAGUAUGAAUUUGACUCCUACUGA
Molecule: messenger RNA, 2982 nt
Organism: Suillus clintonianus
Lineage: Eukaryota; Fungi; Basidiomycota; Agaricomycetes; Boletales; Suillaceae
Exons: 18
Coding region: 1-2982 (993 amino acids)
Source: RefSeq, a predicted model, not a curated record